AUGGCAGUUACAGAAGUUUCUUCUGCUGUGUCAAUCAAAGCGUUUUCUUUGCAGUUUAGUCCUGUCUUAGAGUUGGUUCGCUUUCAGGAUUUUGGUGUUGAGCAAAUAAUAGACAGGACAAAGUCUAAGCUGGACCUUUGCAAGAAUCCUUUUCUAAGAGCCAAAUGUGGAACAGUGCAUAGGGCAAACAUAGACAAGGGCCGCCCAUUGCCAAAGUUUGGUGAAUGGGAUGUGAAUGACCCUUCAUCAGCUGAGGGAUUCACUGUUAUCUUCAACAAAGCUAGAAACGAGAAAAAGGGAGGUGCAAAGUCUGACUCACCAGGGAAAGAUGAACCUGGUUAUAAUAAAAAUGGCCAAGUUCCUGGGAAGCCCACUAAGAAAUGGUUUUGCUGUAUACAAUCCACUCACGCAGAAUAA
Arabis nemorensis is the source of this 417-nucleotide messenger RNA. Lineage: Eukaryota; Viridiplantae; Streptophyta; Magnoliopsida; Brassicales; Brassicaceae. The record is from the annotation of a GenBank genome assembly.